AUGUCUUUCAAAAUGCAGUCUAGUGAAAACAUGGUGUAUUCUCCGUGUUUCUGUGGGGAGGGUAAACGGUGUGCGGAACGGCCGGCUACAAACAACAGCAGAGAGACUAAUAUAAGUAGAGAAUCACAAAUGAGGGCCGCCAUUAACCAGAAGUUAAUCGAGAUGGGUGAGAGGGAGAGGUUAAAGGAGUUGCUUCGAGCCAAGCUUAUCGAGUGUGGCUGGAGAGAUCAGCUCAAAGCCCUCUGCAAAGAGGUGAUCAAGGAGAAAGGAAUAGAGAAUGUUACUGUAGAAGACUUGGUCGCUGGAGUUACUCCCAAAGGAAGAGCACUGGUGCCUGACAGUGUAAAGAAGGAGCUCCUGCAGAGAAUAAGAGCCUUUCUCGCCCAGCACUCGACAUGAUGCUCAGCAUUUCUAAGAAUACUCUGAGAGUAUGUCAUUUUUGUAUUGACAUUGUCAAUAGCAAUGCUGUAAGUUGAACUCUUUUCAUGGUGUGAUUUCACUCUUCAUUGUGUAUUUUUGUUACUGCCAAUAAAGGUUGAUCAUGUUUGUAAAUACA
Messenger RNA from Cyprinus carpio (common carp), 556 nucleotides. Its product is annotated as transcription and mRNA export factor ENY2. The record is from RefSeq and is a predicted model, not a curated record. The transcript is spliced from 6 exons. Gene Ontology annotation, biological process: positive regulation of DNA-templated transcription; regulation of transcription by RNA polymerase II; poly(A)+ mRNA export from nucleus. Lineage: Eukaryota; Metazoa; Chordata; Actinopteri; Cypriniformes; Cyprinidae. Gene Ontology annotation, cellular component: SAGA complex; DUBm complex; nuclear pore. Gene Ontology annotation, molecular function: transcription coactivator activity; chromatin binding. Bases 1 to 399 code for a protein of 132 amino acids.